AUGCCGUCAGCCGCCAUGUCUGCCCCCGCCGCCCCCAAGAUCUCUGCCGACGACAUCAAGCUCGACCACGGCAAGGCUCCCUCGACCUCGGACGCCAAGGUCGACGUCGCCACCAUCCUCUCGGCCGGCGCUGACCGUGCUGCCCGCGUCGAUGCCGCCAAGGAACUCGUUGACCUUGUCAAGCUCGAGGGCCCGCACGCGUUCGUCAACGUCGGACUCGCCGACGCCAUCCUCAAGGGUCUCGGCGACAAGAAGAACGCCGGCGUCCGCGAGGCCGCGUGCGACCUCCUCCAGAUCCUCGCCGAGCAGGGCGUCGGCAACGCCGUCGAGCCCUUCUUCUACGAGAAGCUCAUGAAGACCAUCGUCGCCGAGACGUUCGCCGACAAGGAGAAGGUCGUCCGCGAGGCUGCCGUCCAGGCCGUCAAGUCGAUCGUCCAGGUCUCGACCUCGUGGAGCGUGCCCAUCUUCCUCCCCAUCCUCCUCGAGCAGAUCAAGACCGCCGGCAAGUGGCAGGUCAAGACCGGUGCGCUCCAGAUCAUCGACCAGCUCGUCGUCUCGGCCCCCGAGCAGUGCGCCCGUCUCAUGCCCGACAUCAUCCCCGUCAUGGUCGACGCCAUCUGGGACACCAAGGCCGACGUCAAGAAGGCUGCCCGCGCGAGCCUCACCUCGCUCUGCAACCUCGUCACCAACAAGGAUAUCGAGAAGUUUGUCCCGGCCCUCAUCAACUGCCUGAUCAACCCGGUCGAGGAGACGCCCAAGACGGUCCAGCUCCUCGCCGCGACCACGUUCGUCCAGGAGGUCGACUCGCCGACUCUCGCGCUCAUGGCCCCGCUCCUCUCGCGCGGUUUGACCGAGAAGCUCACGGCCACGGUUCGCAAGGUCGCCGUCAUCAUCGACAACAUGACCAAGCUCGUCGACAACGAGCACACGAUCCGUCCGUUCAUCCCCAAGCUCCUCCCCGGCUUGAUCAAGGUCGAGAACACGGUCGGCGACCCCGAGGCUCGCGGCGUCGUCGUCAAGGCGAUCAAGACCCUCCGCGACACGGCCAAGUGCUCGGGUGACGGCUCCGACCUCCCCCCGCCCAAGGUUUCGACUGCCGCCCAGACGGCCGGCCCGCUCGUCGCCGCCAUCAAGAAGGUCGACCCGGCCUCGAAGCUCGACGCCUCGUCGCCGCUUAUCCACUACAUCGCGACGCUCAUUGGCAACCUCGCGACGGCGCGCAACUGGGAGUCGACCGAGUGGGAGUCGGCGUUGACGCCCUACAUCGCGCUCGCCCUCCCCGCCUCGAUCCGCGCCAACUCGGCCAUCGAGGUCGCCCGCGACGUCCUCCAGCAGCUCGCCAAGGACGAGGGAGAGGAGGUCGAGGCCUUCCCCGACGAGGAGGAGGGCGAGGACCUGUGCAACUGCACGUUCUCGCUCGCGUACGGCGCCAAGAUCCUCCUCAACACGGCCACCCUCCGCCUCAAGCGUGGACACCGCUACGGUCUCUGUGGACGCAACGGAUCGGGCAAGUCGACCCUCAUGCGCGCGAUCGACAACGGUCAGGUCGAGGGCUUCCCCUCGCCCGACGAGGUCCGCACGUUCUACGUCGAGCACGACGUCGACGGCGACGAGUCGGAGAACUCGAUCAUCUCGUUCGUCCUCAAGGACAAGCGCAUCCUCAAGAACGAGGACGAGUGCCGCAACGUCCUCGAGUCGGUCGGCUUCACCCGCGAGCGCCAGGAGGCCGCCAUCGGUUCGCUCUCGGGCGGUUGGAAGAUGAAGCUCGCGCUCGCCCGCGCCAUCCUCUUCGAGGCCGACAUCCUCCUCCUCGACGAGCCGACCAACCACUUGGACGUGCUCAACGUCGCCUGGCUCGAGAACUACCUCUGCUCGCUCAAGACUUGCACCUCGAUCAUCGUCUCGCACGACAGCGGCUUCCUCAACAACGUCUGCACCGACAUCCUCCACCUCAACAAGUUCAAGGUCAAGCGUUACCCCGGAAACCUCGACGCGUUCGUCAAGUUUGUCCCCGAGGCAAAGGCCUACUACGAGCUCAACCCCCUCGAGGACUACAAUUUCAAGUUCCCAAACCCCCCUCUCCUCGACGGUGUCAAGACCAAGGAGAAGUCGUUGAUGAAGAUGCGCCACGUCGGCUUCCAGUACCCGACGUCGCCCGUCCAGCAGCUGUACGACAUCUCGCUCCAGGUGUCGCUCUCGUCGCGUGUCGCCGUCCUCGGACCGAACGGUUCCGGCAAGUCGACGCUCGUCAAGCUCCUCGUCGCCGAGACCGAGCCCAACAAGGGCGGUGAGGUCUGGAAGCACCCCAACUUGGUCAUCGGCUACGUCGCCCAGCACGCCUUCCACCACAUCGACCACCACCUCGACAAGACCCCGCUCCAGUACAUGCUCCACCGCUACCAGACCGGCGAGGACCUCGAGGAGAUGCAGAAGGCCAACCGCCAGUUGUCGGAGGAGGAGGAGAAGAAGAUGAAGGAGGGCGCGACCGUCGUCGUCGAGGGCGUCAAGCGCACGAUUGACGAGAUUGUCGCGCGCAAGAAGCUCAAGCAGUCGUUCGAGUACGAGGUCACCUUCAAGGGCCUCUCGUCGUCCGAGAACAUCUGGCUCCCGCGCGACGAGCUCAUCCGCCGCGGCUUCGAGAAGAAGGUCAUGGAGGUCGACUCGCGCGAGGCGCAGAAGGCCGGUUUGCUCCGCCCCCUCGUCCGCAAGGAAAUCGAGUCCCACUUCAUGGACUUUGGUCUCGAGCCCGAGUUCACCACCCACAACACGAUGCGCGGUCUCUCGGGAGGACAGAAGGUCAAGGUCGUCCUCGCCGCCGCCACCUGGCGCCGCCCCCACGUCGUCAUCCUCGACGAGCCGACCAACUACCUUGACCGCGAGUCUCUUGCUGCGCUCAUCUCCGCACUCAAGACCUUCGAGGGUGGUGUCCUCGUCAUCACCCACAACCGCGAGUUCUCCGAGUCGAUCUGCACUGAGGUCUGGGCCAUGCGCGACGGUCACCUCACCGCUUCCGGCCACAACUGGGUCGAGGGCCAGGGAUCCGGUCCCCGCAUCGACCAGAAGAACGAGGAGGAGGAGGACGUCUUUGACGCCAUGGGCAACAAGAUUGACGCGCCCAAGAAGGCGAAGAAGAUCACCUCGAAGGAUGCUCGCAAGCUGAAGAAGGAGCGCAUGGCACGGAAGAAGCUCGGCCUUCCCUCCGACGACGAGGGUGACUUCUACGCCCCUCCCUCGCCGCCGCUGCCGGCCUAG
Messenger RNA from Rhodotorula toruloides NP11, 3252 nucleotides. Its product is annotated as elongation factor 3. Gene Ontology annotation, molecular function: ATP hydrolysis activity; translation elongation factor activity; ATP binding. NCBI's taxonomy places the organism in Eukaryota, Fungi, Basidiomycota, Microbotryomycetes, Sporidiobolales, Sporidiobolaceae. The record is from RefSeq and is a predicted model, not a curated record. The coding region runs from base 1 to 3252 and encodes 1083 amino acids. The transcript has 9 exons.